AUUUACCAGUCUGCAAUGCAACGGCUAAAAAUACGUCGGUCGAGAAAAUUUUGCUGAGUUUAGCAUGAGUGAAACAAUCUGCCUGCGACGGCCUUCUUCCGACGUUCCUUGGGGUUUCCGGCUUAAAGGAGGAAGAGAUUACCAAUGUCCAAUAAUAGUUCAAAGGGUAACCGUGGGUAGUAUAGCUGGGACGGGACUAUCGGUUGGUGAUAUUAUUACAAAAAUUGGCAGCUAUGACACGGCUAAUUUAAAUCUGAAUGAAACGCAAGAGUUGAUAAAAUGCUCUGGAAAUUUACUGCAGUUAAACGUUAUCAGAACGGGACAAUCUGGCCAACAAUAUCACCCACAACAACAAUACUACCAGCAGCAGCCGCAGCAGCAAUAUCAACCAUACGAACAGCAAAACUUUCAACAAGCCUACUAUUCUCCCCAAGAGCAAGUGGAUCCUUAUCAAAACUCUUACUAUUCUUCGCAAUAUAAUCAAUCUAGUGACUGCUACGGCGGUCAGAACUAUACUGGAGGUUACAGUUCACCUACUCCUCAAAAUCAACGCUACGAGCAACCAGCUUACAACCGAUAUCCGUCGUAUCAGUCAAGUGGAACUUUUUCUCCUAGUAGCGAAAUAUCUAACCAGCAAGGAAUGAGCCAGACAAGCGAUAGAACUUACUCGCCAAUUAGAAGUGUACAAGCGCCCAUAUCACCGGUGACAGAAAAUCCUCCCAGUCAUUACAAUCAGUAUGGAGCACCUAUUCAACAAAAUAGAACCUUUUCUCCAGUGAGCUCGAUUCAAUCUCCACCUUCUACACCUAAUCAACUUAACUACGGUACAAAUCAAAUGCAAGCUCCCUUUGGGGGAUCUCCCCGUUAUCUUCGUCAGACAUCGUCUGACUUCAACGCUAAGCCGAAGCCGUUUGGAUUUAAUCAGGCUGCAGUGUCAUCGUCAACAAGCGAAUUAUCUGAUAAUUCAGAGGCGCCUGCUAUAACUAAUACCAGACUUGAACAGCAAUUGGAAAACAUACAAAAAUUCGGUUCUCUUCCUAAACCUGUAAUGACGAAUAUGACUGAGCUGGAAAAACCAAAAGAUAAACCUAAGAGUCCCAUCUCGGACAAUAGAGUUCAACACAAAAUACCUGAUGCAAUUUUAAAUAUGGCUGCAAGUAAAGGAUCUGACAAGAAACCAUGGUCAUAUGCUCCUGAUUUGGAUGUCAUUAAACAACAAAGGGAAAAAGUUCGUAAAAGAGGUUCUACAAUACCGAGAUAUCAAAAUAUUCUAAAUUUACCAGCUUUUGAUGAUGAUAAUAAUACCAAUAAUACCAGUGUACCUCAAACAGAUAAUAACCUUCAAGGUUUACCAGGGACGAAAAAUUCUCCCAGUGACAGUGAAAAAUCACCAGUUUUCAAAAUGAUUCAUGGAUUAGAAGAACCGAAGAAAAAUAUUAACAAUCGUCCCAAUCGUCAGCACUCCUAUGAGAGAUCGCCAAGAGAGCCUGCGCCGGAUGAUGAACUUCGAUUUACUGGAUUAAACUCCGGCAGUAGAAAGGAAGAACCACGAGGAGAAGUUGAUGAAAGCUCUUUGUUCGCUUAUAGGAGCCACGACCGCUAUACAGGAGGUAAUAUACCUUCGAGAUCCUUCAAAAUCUUGCAAUCUAUUACUGGUACAGAAGACGACGUUAGCGAUUCUACACCAACGUAUAGAAAAAAUGUGAAAAAACACGAUGAAGAAGAGAAUAUCCCUCAGUAUGAGCCAACAGUUUACAGCGGUGGGCAUAUCCCGUCUAGAUCCUUUAAAAUCUUGCAACAAAGUUACCCAAAGCACGAAUUAGAGAGUAACACAAACGUUCAAGUUGAAAGUCAGCUAACUACAAAUCUACCUACAAGUCAACCUAUAAAUCAACCUACAAAUCAACCAAUGAAUCAAGUUGGUGAAGACGCGAAAACCGGAGCUGGGACGAAUCAUUUUGCACAGCCGACGAUAGAACAGCCUCCAGCUCCAACUGGCACCAGGAGACGUCGACAGAGACCUCCUGAGAAGCAAAGAUUAUUUAAUGAACAAGCGUUUCUUGCCGGAAAAAUACCGAUUGUUCACGGCGGCAACGUCGAUCCAAAAGUUAUUGAAUAUUACGAGAGUCAGACGAAUAAUAAUACUGUAUCUAAUUCAUUGGAAGAAGGAGAUAAGCCCCAUUUAAAGACAGAUUUCGAUGAAAAAGCUUUUCUUGCUGGAAAGGUUCCUAUUAUUAGCGGCGAGGGUGAAAACCAGCCGGCGGGUUUCAACAAACCAGAAAAAAUAAAAGAAAAAGCACCUUGGCAAAGGGAAGAGAUAAAUCCUGUUGUAACUACCGACGAUUUUGAUGAAAAAGAGUUCUUAAAGGGCGGAAGAGGAACUGUUCGACAGUCAGUUGAUAGAGAAUUAGCGAGCACUCCUGUGUUUGAGAGGACAGCUUACACGAGAAAUAAAGCUCCUUGGGAAAGGAGAUUUAGGGAUGACGGAACAGUGUCGGACGCUGAAUUCGACGAAAGUCGCUUUAUACGAAGACGACAGAGGGGAUCUAACAAAGAAAAUGCAGUCAAUAGUGAAUUUUACAGGACUAGUCGGUCUAUUUCGAAGGAGCGUUUUCUACAAAAUGAUGAAUAUGAAAGAGGCUGUCGUACUGAUGACGAAGACUCCCCAAGGAGAAGAUUAGUGUACACAGGUUCGAAAAUUCCCUCAAAAUAUUUUAAGAAAUUACAAUUAAAAAUGUGGGAUUCUCCUGACAAUCCAACGGCUCCAAAGCCACCAGUAAAUAUUACUCAAAAAGUCAACGAUAAAGAAGUAAAGAGCGAGGAAGGACAAUUAAAAAAUAACACUGAAAUGGUUAAUGGUGAAAUUGAGGUUAAUAAAGAGGAAGAAGAAAAGAAAGAAACUAUUACUAAAGAACCUGAACAAUUUGAGGGAAAAGAAAUAUCUGAACCUGUACCAAAUGGAACAUAUGAACAAGUCGAGGAAUCUAAAGAACCCAUACCAAAUGGGACUUGCGAGAAGGUUGAGGAAUUUAAAGAACCUGUAGAGUUACCAGUUGAAAACUAAUUAUAACCUAUUCUGUGUGAAUUAUAAAAUAUAUACUGAAUGAUUUAUCUGAGAAGAUAAGAGAAAGAAAAAGGAAAGACGAUAAAACUUUCAUCUCGACAACCCCUCAUCCUACGUGGGUCAUAAUUUUCAUUUAGAACUCACAAUAGAAACACGUGAAAAGAUUUUGUGGUUAGCCUCCUCUCUUUGAAAUUUUAUUAAAUUUCCUAGUUUCGAUUUCUUGUAGUUUUAAUACAGGAUUAAUUACAAAUCA
Dimorphilus gyrociliatus is the source of this 3317-nucleotide messenger RNA. The record is from the annotation of a GenBank genome assembly. Lineage: Eukaryota; Metazoa; Annelida; Polychaeta; Dinophilidae.